Stegostoma tigrinum is the source of this 5121-nucleotide messenger RNA. It is a transcript of the gene ift27, whose product is annotated as intraflagellar transport 27 homolog (Chlamydomonas). The record is from RefSeq and is a predicted model, not a curated record. The transcript is spliced from 7 exons. Gene Ontology annotation, molecular function: GTP binding; GTPase activity. The coding region runs from base 122 to 682 and encodes 186 amino acids. Gene Ontology annotation, cellular component: Golgi apparatus. Lineage: Eukaryota; Metazoa; Chordata; Chondrichthyes; Orectolobiformes; Stegostomatidae.
UGUAACCAAGGAGGCCUGAUGGCGGUUUGCGGCCUAAAGUGAGGCCUGGAGUAGGAGCCUCCAGGUUUAUUGUCGAUGGAAUGAACCGGUUCAUGGGCUUCCGAACCGAGCAGGAGGAGACAUGGUGAAACUACGAGCUAAAUGUGUGCUCGCAGGUGACUCCACUGUUGGGAAGAGUGCACUGGUGCAUGCGUUUCGCAGUGAAAGUGCUCACUUUCUGAAAAAUUAUACCCUGACAACUGGAGUGGAGGUCUUUGUUAAUUCGGUUCCCAUCCCAGACACUUCUGACUGUGUGGAACUCUUCUUAUUUGAUUCUUCAGGAAAAGAAAUCUUCUACGAUAUGGUGGAAAGCCAGUGGGAGCUUGUGGCUGCUGUUUGUCUUGUGUACGACAUCACCAGUGAGGCGUCCUUCAACAGUUGCACAAAGUGGCUGGAAAGGGCCCGAGCACAGGCUCCCAGUGGCCAGCUGGCAGGAGUUCUUGUGGGCAAUAAGACUGACUUAGCAGGUAGGCGUGCUGUAGAGUACAGCCAGGCUCUGGAAUGGGCAGCGGGCCAGGGCAUGGAGUACUUUGAGACCUCUGCGAAAGAGAUGGAGAACUGUGAUGCUCCCUUUCAGAGUCUUGCCAAAGCGUUUCACUGCAUGUACGAAGAGAAACUAGAACAUAUCCAAUCCAUCAUCUGACCCUUUUUCCCCCCCCACAGGCAGGCCUUGCAGAGGCUUGACAUUAUACCUAAAAAAUCCCUCCUCUUCUCCCCCCCCCCCCCCCCCCCCCCCCCCCCCCGCCCAACAGUUUCAUAUGUGAAGGCAUAGCAUUUGUUGCCCACCCCAGAGUGCAGCAUUCUGUGUUUUCUGUUUCUCCCAUGACGCAUCCUGGCCUGAGCCUCUGCCUCUUUAAAACUGUCUCUUUCCAUGUGUUUGUCUGUCUGUUUUGCUUCUAAUCUCUGCACAGUAACUCCCCCCUGGGUAAGAGAGAGGUGAAAUUAGCCUGGCUUCAUAAUAUCUCUGUCUCUGCCCCUCACACUCUCUCUCAUGCCCUCUCUCUCUGUACACACGCUGUAUGUCAAACAGACGAUCCCUCUGGAAGAGGUGCUGUGUGAUUCACUGCAGCACUGGAUACAAGGUGCUGCAUUUUAAGCAGCAGUUAGGGACCUGUAAAAGCUUCAAGCUUCACUUCAGAUAGGAACUGUUGGGGUGGAGUUUGUGAAGAGGUGUGUGGGGUUCUUGUUACCACUGGGGAAUGGUUUCCUGUAAAGUAACUGAGCUGAUGUGACUGCUAUUCCACCUGCAUACCUUGGUCAAUACAUAUGUUUAGGUUGGCAGGCAACAAGCUUCUGAUUCCUGAGAUUCUGACUCAGAGUGGAGGGAGAGGCCCAUUUCCAUUAGAUGUUCCUUUGUUAUUAGUUUUCAAGCUCCCGACUUGGUUUUAUGGAGUAUUUUUACUUUUACAGAACAGUUUUUAUUAAAAAAAAAUCCACUGCACGACACUUGCUGCACUGUAAGAUUUCUUUAUUUUUUGUAAACAACACAAUUUCUGUUUUAGAAAAGCAUUUUGAUAACCACCUCACAACAUCAAGGUAUGUUUUUAAGCCAAUAAACUGCUUUGACAUUUGCUCAGGGAUAUAUAUUGGACAAGAUGCUGGGAAGAUCUCCCCAACUCCUCUUUGAAAUGGUGCUGUGGGGAUCUUGUACAUUCUGCUGUUGACCAGAUUCAGUGUUCUCUGAAGCUAAUGGGGAAUGCUGCACUGACAAAGUGAGGGUUAAAACAUCCCCGCAGUAAGCUGCUGGACAUUGUUGUAUUUAAUGACUGCAGCCAUGCUCGGAGAGGUUAGUUUAGAUUGUGUGGAAUGUAAGACUCUGGGCUUUGGUUCUUAGAGUGCGGAAUGCACAUUCUGUCCAACUAGAGUCUGGCUAAAGCUGCAAUGACUGGUGAAAGCAGUAAAGAGAGUAGCAGCCAGUUGGAGCACACUGCUCUUCCAGCAAGCUAAAUAAUUACAACUUUAGGGAAAUUAAAACAUAGCUGGACCCCUUUCUGUCAGGAUACUUUAUCGAUCAUGUUGAUGUGCAGAUUAAGAUAUUUAAAAUCAAUAGUGUUGAGUGGAAAUCUUGCCAGUCUAAACAUAGGACUGCGCACUGGGAAUCAGACCUGUCACUCAUGUCAAAGUAAAGAAGCUCAUUCCUGUACAACCCGCUGUUCUGUUUUAUUAUCUAGUUUUGAGAUUACACCAAAAUUUCAUCUCUUGUAAGUGAUGAGGCAGCUGGGUUUAAAAAAAAAUCAAUUCCCAUAUACUAGCAUUGGACACAGUCCAGAGAAAUGUUGAUCCCAGGUAAGGAGGGCUCUUCUUAUGAGGAAAGGUUGAAGAGGUUGGGCCUGUACGCAGUUUAGGAGAGUGAGAGAUGAUUUCAUGGAAAUAUUUAAGAUUCAAAGAAGAUUUAACAGGGUAGAUGUGGGGAGGUUGUUUGCCUUUGAGGGAGAGUCUAAGGCUGGAGAGCUUUCAGAGAAAAGGACUACAGAUUUAAGACAAAUAUGAGGAAUUUCUUCUCUGAGACGGUAGGAAACUUGUGGAAUUCUUUACCACAGAGGGCUUUUGAGGCUGAGUCAUUAAGUAUAUUCAAGGCUGAGACAGAUUUUUAGUUAGGGUUCCUGUUCCUGAUCACUGUCCAGUGAUCCCUGCUGAGUGGUCCAUAUGGGAGUAACAGGAUCAGGUUCAGCUGUGAAAGCUAUCAGAAAUGAAUGACUUACUGUGCUGUUUAGACUCUCCCGUGACGAAUAGGAAAUAUGAGCAGCAGUAGGCUAUUUGGACCCUUUCACUCUUCAAUAUUUAAUUAGAUCAUGGCUCAUUGACCUCAGUGCUGUUUUCCUGCAUGAUCCCAUUUCCCUUGCUUUCUUUAAUAUUUAGAAAUCUGUUGACCUCAAUAUUGAACGUUCUCAAGGGCUAAGUCAGCACAGUCCUCUGAAGUAGGGAAUUCCAACAGUGCACUCCCCUCUAUGUGAAUACAUGAAGAAAUUUCUCCUCAUUAUUCUGAGACUUUGUUUCUUGGUUCUCAAUUCCAACACCUGGGGUAAACAUCCCAUAUCAAUCCCAACAAGCCCCAUCUUAAAAAAGUGUUUUGAAGAGAUCAGCUCACAUUCUUCUACAUCCUAGAGAAUUUGGGGUGAGUCUCCCCAAUUUCUCUUCAUGGGGAAGUCAGCUGUUCUAGGAAUCAGAGAGGUGGACCUCCAUUGCGCUUCCUCUAUGUCAGGUAUAUCCCUCCUCAUAACAAUAGUCAGAAGCUUGACAUCAUCCAGGACAAAACAGCCAUGAGAUUGGCACCACAUCCACUCCGUCCAUCACCAAAGCUCAGUAGCAGCGCUGUGUACUACCUACAAGAUCUUCAUGCAGCACCUGCCAAACCCAUGACCCCACUUCCAUCGAGGAGCACAAGGGCAGCAGAUACAUGGGAACACCACCUCCUGCAAAUUCUCUGCCAAGCCACUCACAAUCCUGACUUGGAAAUAUAUCAGUAUUCCCUUUCUGUCGCUGGGUCAAAGUCUUGGAAUUCCCUCCCUAAGGGCACUGUGAGUCGCCCUACAGCAGGUGGACCCUCAGUGAGUCAUGAAGCUCCCCACCACCUUCUCAAAGGGCAACUAGGGACAAGGUAAUAAAUACUGGACCUGCCUGCAUCUCACAAGUGAAUGAGGAAAAAAGAAAGGAAAUUUAAAACUGUACACAUGAUGUGGGCUAUGAUCUCACCAAGAUGCUAUACAAUUGCAGCCAGAUGCUUUAUUCCUGUACUUGAAUUCUCUUGCAAUAAAGAUCAACAUACAAUAUGAGCCUUUCCAAUUAUCUGUUGUACCUGCAUUUAAAAAAAAGUACUCCUGGGAUGUGGGUGUGGCUGGCUAGCCCAUCUGAAAUUGCCCAGAGGACAAUUCAGAGUCAGCCACAUUGCUGUGGGUCUGGAGUCACGUGUAGGCCAGACCAGGUAAGGAUGGCAGUUUCCUUCCCUGAAGGGCAUUAGUGAACCAGAUGGGUUUUUUCUAACAAUCAACAAUGGAUUCAUGGUCAUGAGAUGUUAGAUUUUUAUUGAAUUCAAAUUCCACCUUCACCUGGUCCCCACUAUGUUGUAAAUUUAUGGAUUAAUAAUCCAGCAAUAAUACCACUGGGCCGUUGCCUCCCCAACAUUAUGCUAUGUUUAUAUAACAAGAUGUUAACUUUCAGUGACUCAUUAGCAAGGACGAAAAUAAAUAGAAUAAAAUAUAAUUAAAAUAAACAGCAAAUACUCACCCAGCGUUCUACUAAGCUUUGCCAUCAAGAAACCUUACAAAUUAUGCCAGUGUGAAAUGAGUGACAAAAACACUUUGUACUGAUCGAUUACCGAUUUUUUUCUGCUACUCCACACUUUGAUUUUUCUCAGAAUGGUCAGUUUGGAUGAUUUACUAUCUCAACUUAUGGCCUUCCCCUUCUCUCUCUCUCUCUCUCUCUCUUUGGUGCUGCUGACUGUGUUUGGUUCCUCCCUUUGAGUGUGUGGAAGAUUAACCAGCAAUGGCUGUGCUAACCUGGGCUCAUGAGGGACUGCACAGUCAAUUGGACACAACCUGCAGUGCAUUGAAAUCUUUUCCUGUAAUGUACGAUGUGUGGAUACUGUGCAAAAAGAAUGAUUUGGUACAUUGGGACAUGCAAACUAGGUACAGUAAAGCAACUAUUGGCGGUGGGGGGGGGAACCAAAAGAAUGAAACUUGGCAGAAUCUAGCAGUAUCUGUGGAAUGAAAGCAGAGUCAAAUUUCUGGGCCUGGUAACCCUCCUUCAGAAAUUUAGCUGGGGGGUGGGGGCAUGUUGGUAACCUACUUCUAAGUCGGCUCAGCCUUGAGGGAUGGGAACACGUGUGCAGCGUAUUGGAUUUGAAGUUUUGAAUAGACUGUACUCUGAGCACUCUGUAAUUUGCUGCGUGGUAAUCACUGUUCGUGGGUAAACGGUUGAUGAAAGCUGGCAGAUUCAACCUUUCAAAACAAAAAAAUUCUUUCCAACUUUGCAAAACAAUUAAAAAUGCAUAUAAAGCACUGGGACUUAUAUAAACAUGUACAUUUAUAUUUUGUUCAUUCACAAGACGUGGAAAUCAAUGGCCCAGUUUUUAUUGCCCGUUGU